CCCUCGCGGCCCCAGCUGGGGUAGGGGGCGGGGAGCCGGUAUCCCGGCCUGGCGGAGCGCCAAUCGGACAGAGAGGCGGUGCCCGGGGUUGCUGCAAACGGUUUUGGACACUUUCCACUCUUAGAUGUGGACAAUAUUGACAAAUGUGAGGACCUGCUGCCAGAUACAUUUGAAGAUCUCUAUAGGAGGGAUUCCACACUUCCAGCACCAUUUGUUUGAAGGAAUGUUUCUGAAACUGACUCUGAUUUUAAGCUAACAAUCAGACAGUAAUUUAAACAAUGGCUGGAGAGGAAUAUGCUUCAAUGAUGGAGGAGGGCAGUGUGGAGGAGAUGGACACAUCUGAUACACAGUGGAACUGGUACUAUUUGGGUGAAUGUGGAAAAUGGCACAUUUUUGAGAGGGACCCAAAUAUUUCAAGUUCUAUGAGCAGCGAAGAUAUUGAAAUGAUGUACAGGAUGAAUCCACAAGGUUGUGUUUCGUUUUCCACUGCAAAAUUCAACUACACAUUAGACUUCCAAGCAAUGACACAAACCAAUAAAGCAACAGGGAGACAACGACCAGUGAAACGUGCAGCCUUCACGGUCACUGCUUUCAGUUUCAUAUGUGGAAACGAAGAAAUUCCGGUACCCGUACAUUGGGACAGUAUAGAGCGAGACAAACCUUAUCAGCUCAGCCCAUUGCACAAAUCUUCAAAUGAAUAUGUGGAAGUCGCAAAACUCUUUGGCCACUCAAUUGACCAAAAUCGAAUCAAGAAAAUUCAAAGAAUUCAGAAUCUAGACUUAUGGGAAUUCUAUUGCAGAAAAAAAAUUCACUUGAAAAAGAUGAGAAAUGGGAUCGAGCUGAAUGAGAGAAUGCUCUUUCAUGGUACAGGCAAUGAAUUUGUCGAAGCAAUAUGUUUACAGAAUUUUGACUGGAGAUUAAAUGGAUUGCAUGCUACAGUCUAUGGAAAAGGGACUUAUUUUGCCCGUGAUGCCUCAUACUCCAGCCGUUAUUGCCGUACCACUGAAAUGACUGAGCCAUUCUUGCAAAUACCAUCCUCAUCUGCACCACACCGCUGGCGAUCGAAUUUUAAGACGAUGUUCCUCGCCCGAGUUCUUGUGGGUGACUAUACCACUGGAGAUCCCAAAUAUACUCGGCCUCCUUCAAGAGAUGGAAGUCUGGUGAACUUGUACGACAGCUGUGUCGAUAACAUGGAGAAUCCAAAGAUUUUUGUUAUAUUUGACUCUAACCAUAUUUAUCCAGAAUACCUAAUUGAAUUUACGUAAUUGCAAAUUAAGCAAUUCUUGCUCAGAGACAGGAAAAUAAAUAAAAUGAAAUCAAUUGAA
This is a messenger RNA of Hemiscyllium ocellatum (epaulette shark), 1325 nucleotides long. RefSeq names its product protein mono-ADP-ribosyltransferase PARP11. Gene Ontology annotation, molecular function: zinc ion binding; NAD+ poly-ADP-ribosyltransferase activity. Bases 279 to 1265 code for a protein of 328 amino acids. NCBI's taxonomy places the organism in Eukaryota, Metazoa, Chordata, Chondrichthyes, Orectolobiformes, Hemiscylliidae. The transcript has 10 exons. The record is from RefSeq and is a predicted model, not a curated record.